Molecule: messenger RNA, 1886 nt
Organism: Laetiporus sulphureus 93-53
Lineage: Eukaryota; Fungi; Basidiomycota; Agaricomycetes; Polyporales; Laetiporaceae
Product: MFS general substrate transporter
Exons: 11
Coding region: 78-1691 (537 amino acids)
Biological process (GO): basic amino acid transport; transmembrane transport
Cellular component (GO): fungal-type vacuole membrane
Molecular function (GO): basic amino acid transmembrane transporter activity
Source: RefSeq, a predicted model, not a curated record
GGUCUUGCUCUUAUCGUCUCCACGAUAAUCUUGUGAGGGCGAAGGGUGCUGGUCUUCAUCCUGGUACACUGCAAAAAAUGACUGUAGCGGUCGAUGAAGAGACCCCUUUGCUACGUGACGGCCCCCAAGAGACUUCAUGUGCGAACGAUGAAGCGGAUGCAGUGACACAGAGGAGCCAGGACGAGGACGUGAAGCCUCAGGUAUCGGUUAUUGCUGUGAUUGUACCAAUGAUGCUGGGCAUAUUUCUUAUCGCAAUGGAUACCACUAUCGUUGCGUCAACCUAUGCGGCUAUUGGCAGCCAGUUCGAACGUUUGGAGAAUACGAGCUGGAUUGCUACAGGAUACAUGCUCACGAUGACAAGCUUUCAGCCAUUGUACGGCAAGUUGAGCGACAUCUUCGGCAGGAAGUCGUGCUUAAUAUUCGCACUCUGCGUCUUUGCGAUCGGCAGCUUUCUCUGUGGUGUCGCGAUUGAUAUGAACUCGCUCAUAGCGGCACGCGCACUGGCAGGAAUGGGUGGUGGAGGUAUAAACACCGUAGGCGUGAUCAUCAUGUCCGAUGUGGUACCGUUGCGGAGCCGGGGUACUUGGCAAGGUGUGGCAAACAUCGUCUUUGCAUCUGGACAAGCUGUUGGCGCUCCACUUGGUGGCAUAUUGGCGGACACUAUCGGCUGGAGAUGGGCGUUUCUUAUUCAAGUGCCCAUGACGGUCUUCGCCAUCAGCUCCGUCGCGUUUGGUCUGCACCUUCCUAAAGUCGACAACAGCGACUUUAUCGGGAAACUCAAACGCGUCGAUUUUGCAGGAGCAAUCACGCUCGUCUUCUCCGUCUUUGCUCUGCUCCUUGGUCUUGACCGAGGUGGCAAUGUCGCCUGGAAGGAUCGAUUAACCAUUGCAUGCUUCGCAGCAUUCUCCUUGCUAUUUGGUGCAUUUCUCGUCAUUGAAUGGUUCAUCGCGCGCGAACCGUUCGCACCGAAGCACAUCAUUCUCAAUCGCACACUGAUCGCGAGUUAUCUAUGCAACUUCUUCUUGAUUGGUGCAAAUAUGACGAUCAUAUUCCAUGUGUCUUUGUACCUCCAAGCGGUACAGGGGCUGAAACCCGCGCAGGUGGGCUUGGCCCUUCUGCCGAACGUGCUCGGAGGAGCGAUUGGGAGUAUCACAAGCGGCUUGAUCAUGAAGGCUACCGGAAAGUACUACUGGCUGACAGUACUCGUUUAUACCCUAUCGUUCUGUGGCAUCGCAAUCAUUGCGGACGUCACCGGACCACUGAUGUUCACUAUGGCCGGGCUUGGUAUUGGUUUGGCAUUGAUGUCCCUGGGAGGAUGGGCGGGUCUUACUACGACUCUCAUCGCUCUUAUUGCCAAUGCUGGGCCUGAGAAUCAGGCUAUUGCGACCGCUGUGUCGUAUCUGUUCCGCACACUUGGUUCAGUAGUUGUCCUAUCGGUUGGUACAACGCUCUUCCAGGAUACGCUCCGUGUGCGUCUACACGAGCGGCUAACGGGAGCAGAUGUAGAGGAGAUCAUUAGACGAGUGAGGGAAUCACUUAGCUAUAUCGACGAGCUCGGACCCGCUGCCCGUGCAGCAGUCGUGCGCUCCUAUAAGGACGGCGUACAAGCAGCGCUGUGGUUUUCCGUCGUUCUCGCAGGCAUCACGGUGUUGUGCUCGGUGUUUAUCAAGGAAAAGCCUCUAUCUCACUGAUAGAAGCGGGACGCGUAAAUUUUCCUUUGCUGUUCAUAUCAUGGGAAUCUGUGUAUUUAUCGAACCCUAGAAUUGACAACAUAUAUAUCACAGUCUUAUCCAAGAAAAUGUGGCACAGCUUGAUACAAUGUGACGCCUCGAGGAAUAGCUCAACUGAUAUGUUCAUCUGGUAGAUCAGCUGUAAAAACACCGUUC